AUGUUGCCUAGAACCCCGCUAUUUCAGGCCGCCAAGACGUUUACCAGCAAGCCGCGAGGCGCGCGCAAGCCUGCGAUUCCGCUGAUUGCGCCGCUGCCUCUCUACCGACAGCUGCUGAGAGCGCACCGAAAACAUCUUGACCCGGAUCGACGGUCGCUCGGAGACAUGUACAUCAAGAGCGAGUUCCGGCUACACAAGGACAUCCAGGACCCGCUGCAGAUUGUGGGGUUUCUGUCGCAGUGGCAAAAGUAUCUGGAGAUGAUCAAGGGCGACACUUGGAGACAGGAGAAGCUGGAUUUGUCCGUGUUGCAGAAAAUGUCUGACGAGCAGAUUGUGCAAUUGUACGAGCUCAUGCAGGCUGCUCAGGACGAAAAGUCCGAGUACGGAGUCUUUGAUGAUUUGACCGACAAGAGGUAG
Messenger RNA from Yarrowia lipolytica CLIB122, 417 nucleotides. RefSeq lists its product as uncharacterized. The record is from RefSeq and is a predicted model, not a curated record. Gene Ontology annotation, biological process: succinate metabolic process; mitochondrial respiratory chain complex II assembly. Gene Ontology annotation, cellular component: mitochondrial intermembrane space; mitochondrion. Lineage: Eukaryota; Fungi; Ascomycota; Dipodascomycetes; Dipodascales.